Messenger RNA from Anoplophora glabripennis (Asian longhorned beetle), 1390 nucleotides. RefSeq lists its product as uncharacterized. The transcript has a single exon. The record is from RefSeq and is a predicted model, not a curated record. NCBI's taxonomy places the organism in Eukaryota, Metazoa, Arthropoda, Insecta, Coleoptera, Cerambycidae. Bases 139 to 537 code for a protein of 132 amino acids.
GAAAGCCUCAUUUACAGCAAGAGAAUUAUAGUGUGAAUGUGAUCCUACCUGUCAGUUUAAAAUUUUGAAUUAUUAUCCGCAACAUAAGUGUGCAAUAUUUGUUUUCGUUUUUCCUAGUGAUUUUUUACGAUAACAACAAUGGCUUUUAUGAUGCCAGUGGUAAAAAACGAUUGGGAUAUUUACAAAUCCAAUCGUUCCAGAAGAGUUUCGGAAUGCUCGAACGCAACUUCUUGCCGGUCAAGAAAAGUAUCCGAGUGCAGAUCUGAAGGGCCUAGUUUAUCAACAUCGCCUGGGUCCGACUUUAUUACGUCUCCAACUCACCGCUCUGUGCCGGCAAACAUGUCUUCAAGACAAUACUCCAGGGCAAGUUCUAGAACCAGCGAGGGCAGUCUGCAAAGUCCUGUGAAAAGUGUAUCCUCAUCUCCUCCCAAAAGUGGAUCAACAGCAAGUCUCAACAAGUUUCACACCAGGCUGCUGGACAAGCUGAAGAGGUCUUUGAGAACCAAAGACUCGGAUAACGAGAGGACUAGUUCAUGAGAUAAGGAUGAGGUUUCUCCCACAGAGAAGGACUCGGACUCCACCUCCUAGUGAAAUGAAGACUUUAGGUCAAUGACUACGUUGUAUUAACGGCCGAAGCUAACCGGACUGCGCUACGUAUGUUCAGGUAUAGCAAAUGAUAUGUUGUCCUGUGAUAUGUAGAUUAUUUUAGAAAAUGUAUAUACUUAUUGUAUCUAGCUUUAAAUUUAUUUACAAAGGCUAGCUCGGUCGACUUAGUGAGAUUUGUAUGGUGGGAUGAUAUUUUGUUUACCAAAUAAUAUUUUUGAUCUCCAAAAUGUCUAAAUUAAUCUAAGAAAGAUAUUUACUAUUCUGUGGAUCAUCAAGGCACAAAAUUUGUUGUUUAAAUAGAAAUCGUCAAUUGUCAUCCUGCUGUAGUUGAGGGACUGUUUAGAAGUUAAUAAAGGUAGCUUAAAAAUGACUUAAACGAAAGACUGUAAAGAGGAGGCAUACUUAAGGAGUUUAUAAUAUAAACAAUAUUUGCUUGUUAAUAUCAGAUAGGCUGUAGUAUAUAAAUGUAAUAAUUGGUAUCUAGAGGGGGAUAUUUUUAGUGUGAGGAUGACCAAUAUUCUGGUGCCCAAAUGUACCGAUCUACCACUAAAAAACACUGCCCUCAUCGGUUUUAUAUAAACAUUCCAGUUUUAAUAUUGUAUAUCGCAUCUAACGAAUUUCCUACAUGUACAAUAAUAUUUCAAAAUAAAUUGUUUGGUCAUGAUAUAUACCUUGUUCGAUUUAUUUCUGCAUUGUCAAUGUCUAAUAUGUAUUGGAAGUGUGCUAAAUAUUGUGAAACCAUUGUAUUUGUUUUUAUUGAGAUUGAAUAAAUAAGUUGGAAAAA